This is a messenger RNA of Schistosoma intercalatum, 847 nucleotides long. Lineage: Eukaryota; Metazoa; Platyhelminthes; Trematoda; Strigeidida; Schistosomatidae. The record is from the annotation of a GenBank genome assembly.
UGGAGUUCGAUAUCAAAUACAACGGCCGCGCACUGACUUGAAUUCCAAGGUCGUGUUGGUCCAAAGUCGUUGUUCAUAUCAGUCUAUUUUAGCUCAGUUAGUGACUUCUGAACUGAAGUCUAUACUCUGAGGUGUCCCUCGUAUCUCUACUUAUCUAUCUCAUGACCACUCCAAUAACAUCUUGUAUAAACGAAUCAGAGUUUUCAGAAGUCUACCCACCAUCUGAGGAUUCCUACUUAUUUUUAGAUGCUUUGGAGUUGGAUUCUGGAUUUUUGUCCGAAUUGAGGCCCACUUUAACUCUUGAAGUUGGAAGCGGUAGUGGAGUUAUCAGUGCAUUCUUUUGCUCAUCCAUUUCAAAACCACUCUUCCACAUAUGCACCGACAUAUCACUCACUGCAUGUUACGCUUCUCUACGUGUGCUGAACGUAAAUGUUCCUAGUACAUCGGUGACAUAUGAUGUAAUUAAUUGUUCUUUAGCAACUCCCCUCUUGUCUAGACUAUAUAAAAGUGUGGAUUUAAUCAUGUUUAAUCCUCCCUAUGUACCGACAACGUCAGACGAACACAAAGCUGCUGGUUCGACUAUAGUUGCCUCAUGGUCUGGUGGGCGACUGGGAAGAAAAGUAAGACUACUUUGCUGGUUUUUUUGAUUCAGUUAAAAGUUAUAAAUUUGUCGUUCCAAAUCUUCCUGCAGGCAUAAGCAUAUUUUUGGUGUUUUUUCGGUAAACUCAGUGUGUGUAACAACCGAUUUAAUUUCACCGGUCUUGAGGCAACAUCACAGAAAUCAAUGGAAGUUGCAGAACUUAAUCCAAGUUUAGUAUCUUAUUUGGAUGUUAUGCACUGAAGUCCA